GGGGGUUGAUUUGAUGUGUGUGUGUAUGUCUGUCUGUCUUGUCUGUCUCCUUGACCUGAUUGGGUGGGGGGCUGCUCUCCUUGCCCCGUUGCUCAGCUUGUAAAAAGGCUGCUCGCCCCUUCCCAGAAUUCUGUGCUGUCAUUGUGUCUUAAAACAGCCCCGCAGCUUAUUGAAUAGGAGGAAGCUGCCUGCACUUCCCCAGGAAGCCUAGGGAGAGGAUAUGGACGAGCUUGGAGCACACAGUACACUGCGGGCCCACAAGACACCAUACGCUCGGAGUGUGAACACAGAGAGAGGGGCAAAGAGGAUUCUGUCCCCCCCGCCCGGUGUCCUUUGGAGACCAGGCCUGGAGAGAGGAGUGAAGGCCCCUUCUGAAGUGGAGGCCAUGGGCUUCCCUCUGUUUGGUCUCGGGUUUCUGGUCUUUGUGUGCUUCGGAUCCGCUCAGAAACUCUCCCCAACAGGACGGAACGUCUGCCUGGACCACAGGGACCCGUCCUCUCUGGUGUGCUGUGAUGGCUGGCGUCCACAGGGAGAGGAGUGUAGUAUCCCUCUGUGUGAGGGAGAGAGGGCCUGCCAGCAGGAUGAGGUGUGUGUCUACCCGGGCAUCUGUCGCUGCAGGCCUGGCUACUUUGGGCCUCAGUGCCAAACGCCCUGCCCUCCUGAGUUCUGGGCCUCAGACUGCCGUGAGCUCUGCCUGUGCCAUCCCCACGGGCGCUGCCACCCGGCCACAGGCGAGUGCACCUGCCACCCCAAACGCUGGGGCCCGCUGUGCCAGCACGAGUGCAAGUGCGCCCACCACGGCCACUGCGACCCACUGCACGGCAACUGCACCUGUGACGAGGGCUGGUGGACGGGCACCUGCGCCAAGAUGUGCCAGUGCUUCUCCCAGGGCACGUCCACGUGUGACCCGGUGACGGGGCAGUGCGUGUGCAAGCGGGACUACUGGGGACUGAAGUGUAGUCUGCGCUGUAACUGCUACCUCUCCCCCUGUGACCAGAACACGGGCCACUGCCAGUGCCUGAAGGGCUGGUGGGGGCCGGGCUGUGACCGCCGCUGCAACUGCGACCUCGACCACGGGGAGUGCGACAUCGUCAGUGGGGAGUGUGUGUGCGAGCCCGGGUACAAAAGCCCGGUGUGCCACGAGACCUGUAGCCCCGGCCACUAUGGCAGAGGAUGCCUGGCGAGGUGUGGUCACUGUGUGAGAGGCCAAGCGUGCUCUACAGUGCACGGCUCCUGUGACGCCUGCGAUCCAGGGUGGAACGGCACACGCUGUGACCAGCGUUGUCCACUGGGUUCCUAUGGAGACCACUGUCGUAAGGUGUGUCCUUCCUGCAAGAACCAAGAAGCCUGCAAUCCCGUGACAGGGGAGUGUUCUCACUGUAACCCUGGCUGGCUUGGUCCUAGGUGUGACAAGUCAUGUCCUGACGGGACGUUUGGAGAUGACUGCCGCUUUCAGUGCAACCUCUGCCUUCAUGGGCGCUGUGACCCCAUGACAGGAAACUGCAUCUGUCAGCCUGGCUUCAGGGGCGAGAGCUGCAACAGCACUUGUCCAGAUCAUCUCUACGGUGUGAACUGCUCCUCUGUAUGUGACUGUGGUCAAGUGGCCUGUCAUGGAGACACAGGAGUGUGCCUCUACGGUACUCGUGUGGGUCUCAUCGUGGGCCUUCUCAUCCUCAUGCUGCUCAUCCUGCUUGCUUUGGUCUGCUGCUGUUGCUGCUGCUGUGUACAGGCUCCCACUGAUGGGAAAGAGAGGGUUGCCACAGGCGACAGGGGUCCUGCCCUGCGAAUGAAGCACCACGUAUACAGUGUGUUGGCUACCGUAGGCUCAUCCAUUCCUUGCAUCAGCCUGUGGUCUUCAGGGUUACCUCGAGUCACAGUGUCACACCACGAUCCUGAGCUGACGUUCAACCACAGCUUCAUUGAGCCGCCCUCGUCUGGUUGGAUGACCGACAACUCGUUUGAGAGUGACGAUGGAGAAGAGGGAGAGGCCUUAUACUGUGUUCCACCCAGGGAAGAUAUCUCCACCAUAGCGGGAGGGGAGUUCCAGGAGCUGAGCUCCAAGUGUAACAUGUUCCCUGACCCAUCAGCCUUCUGCUCUGAGGACAUGUCUCUAGCCUUUGGGAUCCCGCGCACCUCCAGCAUCGCCAAGUCCAAGCGCCCGUCAGUCUCCUUCGCAGAAGGCACCAAGUUCAGCCCCAAGGAGCGCCGCGGCUCGGCCCAGGAGCUCCCGGUCGUCAGCCGCAAGCCCAAAUCCCCCUGGGGGGUCCUCAUGCUCUCAGCCCUCCAGGUGGGCCGGGGGGAGGGCGAGACGGAGAGGAUUGAACAGGAGCCAGAGAGGGGGGAGAGCCCCGUGCACGAGCAGGGUACCACUGAAGAUCCGGCAGACCCAGAGGCCGGGAGGUAUACCGCCACACCCUCCCGUAACACCCUCGCCGUACCAGGAAGCAACCGGCGGCGCACCCUGUCCAACACAGCCAAGAGGAUUGCCCAAGCUCAGGUCCCGACUGGCAGCCACCAGUCAGAGGGUGGGUCGGAUAAGGUGACCACUGUGUACGUGACUGUAGGAAAAGCCUCACGAGGGUCCAAGACCGAGGUCACCUCAGAGGGGCCUGUGCAGGCCAUGCUGCGUCGGCUGGGCAGUAUCCAAAGGCAGAGAGAUGAAGCCAGCAAGCCAAAGGCCCGCGGAGAGGCCAUCACUAAGCCCCCGCGGAGGAAGCUGGGAGCGCGGGCGGCAGCGUGGGAGCAGGCGGUGGAAGCUGGAGGGGGGAGUCCGCCCGCUGCGGUGCCCAUGAGGAAGCCCAGCCGUCGGAAACACACAUCCCUCAGCUCCCCCUGUCCCAUGAGCUCCAGCGACAGCCCACUGGAGGGCGCCACCUCCAAGAGGCCGCUGUCCUCCAUCCUCAAGAGUGUCCCGGAGUGGGUGUCUCCUGUCUUGCAGGGGAGGGAGGGGCCACGGGCUGAGCCAGGAGCCUGCAGCCCAGAUCCUCCAAGAGAGGAUGGGUACCUGACUGUGGGACCGGCACACAGUGUGGCCAACCUGGGGGAAGUCAUCGCCAAUGAAGUCAUUGUGGCCUGUGAAGAUGAUGGACCAAAGUAUGAAAAUGUCAUGCAUUAUGAAAGCAAUGAUAGUAGUCCCAAUUAUGAAACUAUCCAUGAUAUCUGGUAACACUUUUCCUUUGCUAAUUAUUCUCCCAUUGUUUUUUCUUGGUACUUGGUGUCAUGGAGCUUCACAUAUAGUCAGAGAUUUAACACAAGUCAGCCUUACGUUGUACGCUUCAUUUUUUAAUGUAAUUUCUGCCUUGUAACAGAGGUUUGCGAAUUCAUUGAGUGAUUAAUGUCUAUUAGUUAUACCGCUUUUAAUGUACCUGCUGUAUCGCUUUUUACUAAUGCCAAA
Clupea harengus (Atlantic herring) is the source of this 3394-nucleotide messenger RNA. It is a transcript of the gene scarf1, whose product is annotated as scavenger receptor class F, member 1. The record is from RefSeq and is a predicted model, not a curated record. Gene Ontology annotation, biological process: dendrite development; neuron remodeling; heterophilic cell-cell adhesion. Gene Ontology annotation, molecular function: low-density lipoprotein particle binding; scavenger receptor activity. Lineage: Eukaryota; Metazoa; Chordata; Actinopteri; Clupeiformes; Clupeidae. Gene Ontology annotation, cellular component: membrane.